Messenger RNA from Engraulis encrasicolus (European anchovy), 929 nucleotides. RefSeq lists its product as uncharacterized. NCBI's taxonomy places the organism in Eukaryota, Metazoa, Chordata, Actinopteri, Clupeiformes, Engraulidae. The record is from RefSeq and is a predicted model, not a curated record. The transcript is spliced from 3 exons. Bases 80 to 754 code for a protein of 224 amino acids.
CAGAGUGCCUCCUAAACCAUAUCAAGAGAGAAACAAGGAUGGAGCUAAUGUGCAAAGGGUGGACCACUAUUCCACUCAGAUGGGGAAGGCAAUCCAUGACUAUUCCGCUCAGAUGGACAAGGUAAUCCAUGACUAUUCUGCUCAGUGUGCCGCUAGUAGCACUAGUGCUAGCGCUGCAACUACUGCUACUGCUCAAGUGGAGAAGGUGAAGGUGCAGGACCCUCGUACAGUGGACUGGGACAGAGUUAUGGAGAAGAUAAGCUACCUGGAAACGAUAGGGCAUCGCCCAUCUCAAGCUACGGCACAGGGUGAGGCAGUAGCCUCCACAGAGCAGAACGCGUCAGGGACAAGCGACAACGCUCCAAAGAAGGGCAAGGACGUAGUAGAUAAGAUGUUCUGCUGGGUUAACAAAAAAGUCACCAAGCGCUAUCAAGACAAAAUCGAGAGGACAUAUGUCAGAGAGGAGAAGGAAGGACACCAUCUUUAUGCGUUGUAUGAUGGCCCCGUAUCACGAGCAGACCGAGAGCAGGAAAAACGCCACAAUCUGCAGGUGGGCCUGAGUGACUGGAAGAGAGUAGAAACGUCAAUGAAUAAAUGGGCUGCUUACAAAGAAGCGAAAAAGGUGAAGGCAGAGGAGAAGGCGGCGGCUAAGAAGCAAGAGGAUGAGGAAAGGAAAAGGAAAAUAGAUCAGAGCCUACAGGAACUGGAUAAGAAGCUCAAACAGCGCGCUACGUCAAGUAGCAAUCAGGCCUAAGACUAAACAGGGGAUGGGCGGAUUAGGAGUUAUGAGGAGGAGAUUACAGAUAAAAAGAGGAGACAAGAGGAGGAGGAAAAGAUCAAAGGAGAAAAAAAAAGGGGGGGGGUUGUAACAACGGGACAUUGAAGAGAGGGGGAGUAAUGUGGAGCAGAAGGUGGAGAUGAGCUAUGAG